AUGAGCCUGCUGUCGGCCAUCGACACCAGCGCCUCGGUGUACCAGCCGGCCCAGUUGCUCAACUGGGUCUACCUGUCGCUGCAGGACACGCACCAGGCGAGCGCCUUCGAUGCCUUUCGGCCCGAGCCGCCCGCCGGCGCCGCGCCCCCGGAGCUGGCCUUCGGCAAGGGCCGCCCGGAGCAGCUGGGCUCGCCCCUGCACUCCAGCUAUCUCAACAGCUUCUUCCAGCUGCAGCGCGGAGAGGCCCUGAGCAGCAGCGUGUACAAGAGUGCCUCGCCCUACGGCUCCCUCAACAACAUCGCCGAUGGCCUCAGCUCCCUCACCGAGCACUUCUCUGACCUGACCCUGACCUCUGAGACCCGGAAGCCCAGCAAGAGGCCGCCGCCCAAUUACCUGUGCCACCUGUGCUUCAACAAAGGACACUACAUCAAGGACUGCCCCCAGGCCCGCCCCAAAGGCGAGGGUCUGACCCCAUACCAGGGCAAGAAGCGCUGCUUCGGCGAGUACAAGUGCCCCAAGUGCAAGCGAAAAUGGAUGAGCGGGAACUCCUGGGCCAACAUGGGGCAGGAGUGCAUCAAGUGCCACAUCAACGUGUACCCGCACAAGCAGAGGCCCCUGGAGAAGCCUGACGGCCUGGACGUGUCCGACCAGAGCAAGGAGCACCCGCAGCACCUGUGCGAGAAGUGCAAGGUGCUGGGCUACUACUGCCGCCGAGUGCAAUGA
Molecule: messenger RNA, 723 nt
Organism: Pipistrellus nathusii (Nathusius's pipistrelle)
Lineage: Eukaryota; Metazoa; Chordata; Mammalia; Chiroptera; Vespertilionidae
Source: the annotation of a GenBank genome assembly